This is a messenger RNA of Cetraspora pellucida, 3069 nucleotides long. The record is from the annotation of a GenBank genome assembly. NCBI's taxonomy places the organism in Eukaryota, Fungi, Glomeromycota, Glomeromycetes, Diversisporales, Gigasporaceae.
AUGCCACCAAAUGAUGUAUCAACGACUUUACCAGUCCAAGAAUCUAAAUCAACCGUUGUGGUUGUUGGACUUGGUAUGGUCGGUUUAUAUUUUAUAGAAAAAUUAUUACAAUUUGAUGUAAGAAAUCAAUUCAGAAUUGAAACUUUUUGUGAAGAAUCAUUAGUCGGCUUGACUCAAUAUUUUACUCAUCGUUCUGAAGAAAGAUUAUUAAUGCAACCACCAUCGUGGUACGAAGAAAAUGACGUCACCGUCCAUAUGAAUGACAAAGUCACUCUCAUUGAUCGAUCAAAUAAAUGUGUCUAUUCUUCUAAUGGUCUUAUCGUUCCAUACGAUUAUUGUAUUAUCGCUACUGGUUCUUACGCUUGGGUACCACCAAUUCCAAAUGCGGAUAAACCUGGUGUGUUUGUAUAUCGUACUAUAGAUGACUUGAAUAAUAUGAUCUCUUAUAGUAAAUCCGCUAAACGUGCCGCUGUUAUUGGUGGUGGUUUACUUGGUCUUGAAGCUGCUAAAGCUUUAUAUGAUUUGGGUUUGGAAGUAACUAUCGUGGAACGAAAUCCUUUACUUAUGUCUCGACAAUUGGAUCGAAAAGGUGGAAAGAUAUUAUUACGUGAAAUUGAAAAAUUGGGUAUAAAAGCUUCUUUAUCAUUACCUCCAAAAGAAAUUGUUAUUGAUGAUAAUGGAAAGACAAAAGGAAUUUUAUUCGAAAAUGGUCAUAUCUCUGAAUUUGAAAUUGUGGUCAUUGCUGCGGGCAUUAGGCCACGUGACGAGAUUGCUAAAGCUUCUGAUAUUUCAACCCACCCAAAAGGUGGUAUUUUUGUUGAUGAUCAAUUACAAACAAAUGAUCCCAAUAUCUUUGCUGUUGGUGAAGUAGCUUUACAUGCCGGCAUGGUUUAUGGUUUGGUUGCUCCUGGUUAUGAAAUGGCUGAAGUCGUUGCUGCAAAUUUGUCUUCUUCUAGUAGUUUUAGAAGAAAAUUUAUGGGUAGUGAUCUUUCAUGCAAACUUAAACUUCUUGGUGUUCAUGUCGCCAGUUUUGGUGAUUAUUUUGCUGGUGAUGACGUUGCAAUGUCUUUGGUUUAUAAAGAUCCUUUUGGUUCAGUCUAUAAAAAAUAUUUGUUUACAAAAGAUGGUAAACAUCUUUUAGGUGGAAUAAUGGUUGGUGAUACUAAUGAUUAUGCAAAACUUCAUGCUUUAUAUAAAUCAAAAAAACCAUUGACAAUGGCUCCUGGUGAACUUAUCCUUGGUGUUAAAUCUGGUCAAGCUCCAGGUGCUGAUGAUUUACCUGAUGAAGCUCAGAUUUGUUCAUGUAAUAAUAUAUCUAAAGGUCAAGUUAGAGCUGCUGUUCGAACCAAUAAUUGUCGAUCUAUUGGUGAAGUCAAAUCAUGUACCAAAGCUGGUACUGGUUGUGGAGGUUGUAUUCCUUUGGUGACAGAAAUUUUCCAGGCAGAAAUGAAAUCUAUGGGUCAAAAAAUUACUGAAAACAUGUGUCCUCAUUUCGAAUAUACUCGUGUUGAAGUAUUUCAACUUGUUAAAAUUAAAAAAUUGAAAACGUUCAAAGAAAUCAUUGAUACUAUUGGUAAAAAAGGUUCACGUGGUUGUGAAAUUUGCAGACCUGCAAUAGCAUCUAUUCUAGCCAGUUUGUGGAAUGAUCCAAUUUUAGAUCAUUCCAAUCUUCAAGAUACCAACGACCGUUUUCUUGCAAACAUUCAACGUGAUGGUACUUAUUCUGUUGUUCCACGUGUACCGGGUGGUGAAAUUACACCACAAAAACUUGUUGUACUUGGUCAAGUUGCUGAUAAGUACGGCUUGUACACAAAGAUUACUGGUGGUCAACGUAUUGACCUUUUUGGUGCAGCAAAACAGGACUUACCUGAUAUCUGGGAAGAACUUGUAAACGCUGGUUUUGAAUCAGGUCACGCUUAUGGAAAAGCCUUGAGAACUGUCAAAUCUUGUGUAGGAUCCACUUGGUGUCGAUAUGGAAUUGGUGAUUCUGUUGGAUUUGCAAUUCGAAUUGAAGAUCGUUAUAAAGGAAUUCGAUCUCCACAUAAAUUAAAAGGUGGUGUAUCGGGUUGUAUUAGAGAAUGUGCAGAGGCACAAGGAAAAGAUUUCGGUCUUAUUGCUACCGAUAAAGGUUUUAAUAUUUAUGUUUGCGGAAAUGGUGGCUCAAAACCAAAGCAUGCUGUUUUAUUGGCAAAAGAUGUUCCAGAAGAAUUGUGUGUUAAAUAUUUAGACCGUUUCUUGAUGUACUAUAUUCAUACUGCUGAUAAAUUGACACGUACUGCAAGAUGGCUUGAAAAAAUGGAUGGUGGUAUUGAUUAUCUUCGCAAGGUUAUUAUUGACGACCAUUUAGGAAUAUGUAAAGACUUGGAAGAAGAUAUGGCACGUCUUAUUAACACGUAUCAAUGUGAAUGGGCAGGAGUAAUCAAAGAUCCUGUAAAACGAACUCAAUUUAGACAAUUUGUUAACACACAAGAUACCCAAGAUUCUGUAGAAAAAAUUACUGAACGUGGACAACGACGUCCCGCAGAUUGGCCAAAAGAAUUUUCAGAAAAAUCUAUUGAACAAUCCGAUCAAAAAUCCGAUCAAAAAUCUUGGGUUAAAAUAGCCCCAAUAGAUUCUUUCCCUGAAGAUUCAGGUCAAGUCAUAAAAUAUUCUGAUACUCAAAUUGCUAUAUUUAAUAUGGACGAACGAAAACACUGGUAUGCAACGCAGAAUAUGUGCCCACAUAAGAGAGCUUUUGUACUGUCUCAAGGGCUGAUUGGCGAUGAUGAAAAUGGAGCUCUUCAUGUUAGUUGUCCUAUGCAUAAGAAAAAUUUUGCCCUGGAAACCGGUGAAUGUUUAUCAGGAGACGUAGGAUUGAAAUUAAUGACCUUUGACUUGAAGCUUGAAGAUAACUAUGUUUGGCUUUAUCUUCCACCACCUCAGGAGCUUGACAGAAUACUUGGAACCGGAAAAUGGAUGGUUAAAAAAAGUCAUACAGCAAAGAAAUCAAAGGAGACUGGUGUACAAAUAGUAGGAAGUGCAAUGGGAUGUAGUAGUGUUGGUUGUGGUGAUAAGAAAUUGGAUUGGUAA